AUGAGUAAGAAAGGGGAUUUUGCUGCCGUCAGUAAGGACAUUGUCGGUCUUUUACACCAACCGGAAUACGAUGAUGGCAGUGCUGGACCUGUUCUUGUGCGCUUAGCAUGGCACUCUGCUGGAACAUACGAUGCUGAGACAGAUACCGGUGGAUCCAAUGGAGCUGGUAUGCGAUAUGAAAGUGAAGGAGGUGAUCCAGCAAAUGCUGGUCUACAACAUGCAAGAGUAUUUCUCGAACCAGUCAAAGCCAAGCACCCCUGGAUAACAUAUGCGGAUCUUUGGACACUGGCCGGAGUUGUGGCAAUUAAAGAAAUGGGUGGUCCAGAAAUUCCAUGGAAAGGGGGACGAACGGAUUAUGUUGAUGAUUCGAAAUUGCCUCCACGAGGACGUCUACCAGACGCGGCACAAGGCUCUGAUCAUCUGCGAUGGAUCUUCUACCGCAUGGGCUUUAAUGAUCAAGAAAUAGUUGCCUUGAGUGGAGCACAUAAUCUUGGACGAUGUCAUAGCGAUCGAUCCGGAUUUGAGGGAGCUUGGGUUAACAAUCCUACGAGAUUUUCGAAUCAAUAUUACAGACUCUUGCUUUCACUACAAUGGCGCAAGAAGAAGUUGCCUAAUGGAAUUGAACAAUUCGUCAACUAUGACGAGGAUACCGAGACGGAAUUGAUGAUGCUACCAACCGAUUUGGCCCUCACACAAGAUAAGGAGUUCAAGAAAUGGGUAGGGAAAUAUGCAGAUGACAAGGAGAAGUUCUUUGAGGAUUUCAGUAAAGUCUUUGCAAAGUUAAUUGAACUGGGCAUUCAAAGAGACGGAGAAGGCAAUAUCACGAACCUAGACAAUGAAAAGGGUGGAUAUCAUUCGGCACCAAAGAAGAAGGAUACUCCUGGUAGUCCAGCGAAGAGUUCAGAUGACAAGGUGGACGUGAGUGAAGCAGAGCCAUUGAAGGAGGGGAAUAAGAAGUUCAACUCGAAGCUAUAA
Sclerotinia sclerotiorum 1980 UF-70 is the source of this 975-nucleotide messenger RNA. RefSeq lists its product as hypothetical. The transcript has 2 exons. Gene Ontology annotation, biological process: cellular response to oxidative stress; response to reactive oxygen species; hydrogen peroxide catabolic process. NCBI's taxonomy places the organism in Eukaryota, Fungi, Ascomycota, Leotiomycetes, Helotiales, Sclerotiniaceae. Gene Ontology annotation, molecular function: heme binding; peroxidase activity. The coding region runs from base 1 to 975 and encodes 324 amino acids. The record is from RefSeq and is a predicted model, not a curated record.